Sorex fumeus (smoky shrew) is the source of this 1659-nucleotide messenger RNA. It is a transcript of the gene MLNR, whose product is annotated as motilin receptor. The record is from RefSeq and is a predicted model, not a curated record. Bases 1 to 1659 code for a protein of 552 amino acids. Gene Ontology annotation, biological process: G protein-coupled receptor signaling pathway. Gene Ontology annotation, cellular component: plasma membrane. NCBI's taxonomy places the organism in Eukaryota, Metazoa, Chordata, Mammalia, Eulipotyphla, Soricidae. The transcript is spliced from 5 exons. Gene Ontology annotation, molecular function: G protein-coupled peptide receptor activity.
AUGGGCAGCCCCUGGAACCGCAGCGCCGGCGUCGAGGACGCGGCCGCGCUGCCGUGCGACGAGCGCCGCUGCUCGGCCUUCCCGCUGCGGGCGCUCGUGCCGGUCACCGCCGUGUGCCUGGGCCUGUUCGCCGUCGGGGUGGGCGGCAACGCGCUGACGGUGCUGCUGGCCUGGCGCACGCGGGGCGCGCGGAGCACCACCGACCUGUACCUGGGCAGCCUGGCCGUGGCCGACCUGCUGGUCCUGCUCGGGCUGCCCCUCGACCUGUACCGCCUGUGGCGCUCGCGGCCCUGGGUGUUCGGCUCGCUGCUGUGCCGCCUGUCGCUGUCGCUGGGCGAGGGCUGCACCUACGCGUCGCUGCUGCACGUGACGGCGCUGGGCGCCGAGCGCUACCUGGCCGUGUGCCGCCCGCUGCGGGCCCGCGUGCUGGUCACCCGCCGGCGCGUCCGCGCGCUGCUGGCCGCGCUCUGGGCCGUGGCGCUGCUCUCGGCCGCGCCCUUCUUCUUCCUGGUGGGCGUGCAGCGGGACCCCCGCGCCGUCCCGAACGCCACGUCGUCGGGCCCGGAGGAAGCGGCGGCGCUGUUCAGCCGCGAGUGCCGGCCGAGCCCCGCGCGGGAGGGCGCCCUGCGCGUCGUGCUCUGGGUCACCACCGCCUACUUCGUGCUGCCCUUCCUGGGCCUCAGCGUCCUCUACGGGCUCAUCGCGCGCGAGCUCUGGCGGAGCCGGGGCCCGCCGGGAGGCCCCGCGGCCUCGGGGCGGCAGAGAGGCCACCGGCGCACCAUCCGCGUCCUCCUGGUGGUGGUUCUGACAUUUGUCGUUUGCUGGUUGCCUUUCCAUGUGGGCAGAAUCAUCUACAUAAACUCGACAGACACCCGGAUGAUGUACUUCUCACAGUACUUCAAUAUUGUCGCUUUGCAACUUUUCUAUCUGAGCGCCUCCAUCAACCCCAUCCUCUAUAGCCUCCUCUCUAAGAAGUACCGAACCGCCGCCUGGAAACUGCUGCGGGUGGGGCGGUGCCGGCACAGAGGUCUCUGCAGCGGUGGCUCCAGCAUGGGGGACAGGGACAGGAGAGACACUGCGAGCCACACAGAGACCAGCUCUAACAGGAAGACAUCUACCACUGGCACAGCCCUGCCUGCCACCUCCUCCCGCGGUCCUGGGACUUCAGAAAAAACAGGGGCUGUCACAGAGGCUUUGCCCAAGGCUCAAUCCCAGCACCGUGACAGACAUGUGCCAGUGUCCCUGCAGCUGACAGAGAUGUGUUCCAGUGACCCUGCAGCUGACAGAGGCAUGCGCUGGAUGCAUAAGCACCACGUUCCCCAGGACCCGCCAAUCUUUGACGGGAACAUCUCACUUGAAAACUCUAAGCCCCAGCUUCUUGGCGGUCUCUUGAUUCUCUUAGUUCUUGAACACGGCAGCAUCGGGCAGGUUUCCACUCAAAAAACAACGGAAAACAGCCAAAGGCAAGCGUCCAAGACCCAGCCACAGGUCAUCCCCAGUUCAACCCGCCCAGCCCCGCCCCGUGACGUCACGCGCGCGCCCGGAAGUGCAGGCGGGCUUGGCGUCAUCGAGCUGCGCCGCGGGAGCCGUUGCCGGGAGGAGGCGAGGGGUGGAGUCGUUAAGGGCCGGGAUCAUGCUUCACAGCGAGCCGCUUCCUGA